Molecule: messenger RNA, 1282 nt
Organism: Caenorhabditis angaria
Lineage: Eukaryota; Metazoa; Nematoda; Chromadorea; Rhabditida; Rhabditidae
Source: the annotation of a GenBank genome assembly
AUGAAAAGCACACGAGAUGAUGAAGAUCUCAAUGAGAUCCGAGAAAAAGGUUAUCGUGUUAUUAUAACAAUCUCUGGAGUUAUUUCAAUUUCUUCCCUAUUAGUUUUGAUUCUUUUUGUUCCAUCAAUGUAUAAUUAUGUAGACAAUAUUUCGAGGUUUUCAAGAAAAGAUUUUACAUUCUGUCAGGUUAGUUGUUCAAAUGUGGAUCUUUAUUUAAAAAAUAUUUUUGAAGAAUUCUGUCGAAGAUUUGGAAAACGAGAUGAGUUCAAUGCGUGAACAAAUUUUGAAAGGAAGAAAUGGAACAUCAAAACGUGCUGCUGGAUAUGGCCAUUAUAAUCCAUCAAUGUUGGCUAAUGAAUCACCACAAUUCCAAGAAUGCCCAGGUAAAACUAAAUCAUCGCUUUCUCAAACUAUAAUCUUCAAUUUCAGCUUGUUGUAUUCCUGGAGAACGUGGACCACCUGGAGAUUCUGGACUUCCAGCAAUUCCUGGAUCACCUGGGCCUGAUGGAGCUCCAGGUCGCCCCGGAACUACACCAAAUGCCACUUGUAUCCCAGAACGUGUAUUUGAACCACCACCAUGUUUGCCGUGUCCACAAGGACCACGUGGAGUUCCAGGACAUCCAGGAUUCCCUGGAGAUUCUGGAGAGGCUGGUAUUUCUGGUAGACCAGGAUCUGACGGACUUCCUGGAAAACCAGGAGAGCCUGGACCACCUGGGCCACAUGGGCCACCAGGAGAAGCUGGACCGAUUGGAGAUAAAGGAAGAACACCUGAAGCACAUGUUAUUCCUGGACCACCAGGAGAUGCUGGACCACCUGGACCGUGGGGACCACCAGGAUCAUCUGGUAUGCCUGGAGAAGAUGGAUAUUCUGGAACACCAGGAGAGAAAGGAUGGCCAGGACCGCCAGGAGCACCCGGACCAAUGGGAUUACCUGGACCAGUUGGACCAUCUGGAGAACAAGGACCAUCUGGAACACCAGGAACAUGUGUUUGUCAAGAUACUGAAGUUGUUAUUAAUGAUGAGAAGGGAAGAAUUCCAGCACCAAGAGAUAAUGUGAGAAUAAUCAGUUGGUUUUGAAAAAUUACCUAAAUAUAUAAUUUUAGGUCGCUGUCCCAGCAACUGGUGGAAGCUACGAGCCAAGUGCUGGUUCUCGUCCAUCUUCAAUUGCUGCUGACCAAAAUGACGGUUACGGUAAUGGAGAAGCAUUUUCCGAUGAGCGCCACGACAACAAAAAUAAUGGAGGAUAUUAUCACUUGAAAAAGUAUCGCCAUAUGACACAAUAG